AUGGGGUGCAUGUGCUCUACCUUGGCUUCCAAAUUCGCCUUCUUCCCUCCAUCUCCCCCAACCUACAAGAUCCUCCACCCUGAAAACAACGACGGCAAGCUCACCGUCGUAGCCUCCCCCUCCUCCACCACCACCUCAUUCCCUCUGCCUCACGCCCAGGACAACUCCCUCGACGUUUUGCUCAUUGACAACAAACGUGGCUCCAAGAUUGUCGCCUUCUAUCUUCGAAACCCAUAUGCUCGUCUCACUCUGCUUUACUCUCAUGGCAAUGCUGCUGACCUUGGUCAACUCUAUGAUCUCUUUGUCCAGCUCAAGGUCGCUCUCAGGGUCAAUCUCAUUGGAUAUGACUAUUCUGGCUAUGGAUCCUCUACUGGCAAGCCAAGUGAGGAAAACACAUAUGCUGACAUAGAGGCAGUAUAUGAGUGCCUUGAGACUGAAUAUGGAGUUAGCCAGGAAGAUUUGAUCUUGUAUGGGCAGUCAGUUGGAAGUGGACCAACACUCCACUUGGCAUCUAAACUACCAAGAUUAAGGGGUGUAGUUCUGCACAGUGCAAUUCUCUCUGGCCUUCGUGUUGUCUGCCAUGUUAAAUUUACAUUCUGCUUUGACAUUUAUAAGAACAUCAAUAAAAUCAAGAACGUGAAGUGCCCUGUGCUAGUGAUACAUGGUACAGAAGAUGAUAUUGUGAAUUGGUUACAUGGCAAUGGACUGUGGGAAAUGGCAAGGGAUCCGUAUGAGCCUCUAUGGAUUAAAGGAGGUGGGCACUGCAACUUGGAGCUUUACCCUGAUUACAUCCGCCAUCUUUGCAGAUUUGUCCAAGAAAUGGAGAACAUAACCACUGAAAUCCGUCUAAAAAAGAUCCGGCAGAACAUGCAUGUGCACAAGAGAUCAUGUGCAAGCCAUUGCUGCAGAAUUAAAGUCUGCCGACCUAAAUGCCCUGAAUGUUCUAUGCCAAAAUGUGUAAAAUGCUCCUGGCGCCCAAAAUGCUCCUCAUGCUGCUGGAAGCCGAAAUGCUCCUCUUGCUGGAAGCCGAAAUGCUCCUCUUGCUGGAAGCCGAAAUGCUCCUCAUGCUGGAAGCCGAAAUGCUCCUCUUGCUGGAAGCCGAAAUGCUCCUCUUGCUGGAAGCCAAGCUGCAUAAAAUGUUGCUGGCGGCCCAAAUCCCUGAAAUGUGCAGGACCAAGCUGCUGCAUUACAUGUUUUCAGUGGCGGUGCUGUGUAGGAGGAACACAAAGUGGGUUAGACAGGAGGCAGGAUGGCUGAUUGUAUACAUGGUUGUUGUAUAGGUUCUGAGCUGCUAACACCCUUCUCUUGUGCAGUAGUGUUGGAAACAGGAGGAAGUAGUUGUCGGGUAGAUUAAAAUUUUAUAAUUAAUUUAUUUUCAUGAUACUGGUCUGCUUUGAAACUCGAACAAUAUAUGAACUUUCUUCAAGAACAUACACUUUGAAUGAGAUAGGCAAUAUUGUUAGAGUCGGUG
This is a messenger RNA of Fragaria vesca subsp. vesca, 1471 nucleotides long. Its product is annotated as abhydrolase domain-containing protein FAM108C1-like. Lineage: Eukaryota; Viridiplantae; Streptophyta; Magnoliopsida; Rosales; Rosaceae. The record is from RefSeq and is a predicted model, not a curated record. The transcript has 5 exons. The coding region runs from base 1 to 1257 and encodes 418 amino acids.